UUGAAAGCGGCGGCUGAGGCGGCCCGAGCGGGGCGGGGAAGCCGCGGGACGGCGGCGGCGGCGGCGGCAGCGGCCAUGGGGCAGUGCGGCAUCACCUCCUCCAAGACCGUCCUCGUCUUCCUCAACCUCAUUUUCUGGGCUGCUGCAGGCAUCCUGUGCUACGUGGGGGCUUACGUCUUUAUCACCUACGAUGACUACGACCACUUCUUCGAAGAUGUUUAUACGCUCAUCCCUGCAGUGAUCAUCAUAGCGGUGGGGACCCUUUUAUUUAUCAUCGGUCUGAUCGGCUGCUGUGCCACCAUCCGGGAAAGCCGCUGUGGCCUUGCCACGUUUGUGAUCAUCCUUCUGUUGGUUUUCAUCACAGAAGUUGUGGUAGUGGUUCUGGGCUAUAUCUACAGAGCAAAGGUGGAGGCCGAAGUGGAUCACAGCAUCAAGAAAGUGUACGACGCAUACAAUGGCACCAACCCGGAUGCUGCCAGCCGGGCGAUUGAUUACGUGCAGAGGCAGCUGCACUGCUGUGGGAUCCACAACUACACAGACUGGGAGUCGACCGCCUGGUUCAAAGAAGCGAAAAACCACAGCGUGCCGCUCAGCUGUUGCAAAGCCACGCUCAGCAAUUGCACGGGGAGCUUAGCUCAUCCCACAGACCUUUACUCCGAGGGGUGUAAAGUCUUGGUGGUGAAGAAGCUACAGGAGAUCAUGAUGUACGUUAUAUGGGCUGCCCUGGCAUUUGCUGUAAUUCAGCUGCUGGGCAUGCUCUGCGCCUGCAUUGUGCUCUGCAGAAGGAGUCGGGACCCUGCCUACGAGCUGCUCAUCGCCGGGGGGACCUACGCCUAGAAGAAGGUCCGCAGCGAAGCUCCGAGUCUCGUUUUCUCCGCUCAGAAGCCACCUUGGCAGUUUCACCUGCCCCAGUAGCUCCCACUGACUCUGGACAAUUAGCCCCUACCCACCGAUGAUGGGCAGAGCUUGGCUUUCGGCCCCUCCCAUAUUACCGACUCCCUCUCCUUCGGCCAGCUUCCCACUUAUCUAUCCAUGGUAGCCACAAGUAACACUAGUUUUUUUUUCUUUUUUUUAAAAAUACAUUUUAUUUUAAAUGGCAUGAAAGCUACGGGUGACCUAACUGUGGCUUAAAAGGGUGCAGUGAUUUAUUCUUAUAUCCUUCAGCAUUUGUUGGGUGGCAUCAUCGCCAGUCAGAAUUGUACGAGGGAAGUCACUUAUCUUAAUUUUGUGAAGUUUAAUUCUGCUGCUGCUUGCCUCUCACCAGUGUUUUCUGUCUUGUUUUCAAUAUAUAUAUAUAUAUAUAUAUAUAUAUAUAUAUAUAUAUAUAUAUAUACAUUCAUUAAGUCCAACACUACGAAAUGACUAAUCAGAAUUUUAGAAUCCUAUAAGUGCAUCUCUUCUUUAAAUUCAAAUGAACAAACUUUCCAAAUUUUUAGCAUAUAUAUAUAUAUAUAUAUAUAUAUAUAUAUAUAUAUAUAUAU
This is a messenger RNA of Thamnophis elegans (Western terrestrial garter snake), 1481 nucleotides long. RefSeq names its product tetraspanin 3 (gene TSPAN3). The transcript is spliced from 7 exons. Bases 76 to 837 code for a protein of 253 amino acids. Gene Ontology annotation, biological process: protein maturation; protein localization to plasma membrane; regulation of vascular endothelial growth factor signaling pathway. Lineage: Eukaryota; Metazoa; Chordata; Lepidosauria; Squamata; Natricidae. The record is from RefSeq and is a predicted model, not a curated record. Gene Ontology annotation, cellular component: membrane.